AUGAAAACGAUUAUUCUUUUUAUACUUUUCUUGUUCGUUUCUAAGAUUGGUGCCUAUUCGAGCAAGGAUUUUGAGGAGGAUUCGUUGGUUAGAACAAAGAGACAGGGCGCUGGUAGAAAUGCUGGCAGAAUGCUGAGAGAGUUUUGGCACAAAAGAAAACAGAACAAAAGAACUCAAGGAAAAGGCUUGGGAAGAAAAGGACGAGGUCUUCCUCGACCGAAAUCUCCGCGUGUUCCAAAAUUCCCAACACCACAUCAUUGGAAA
Molecule: messenger RNA, 264 nt
Organism: Mesorhabditis belari
Lineage: Eukaryota; Metazoa; Nematoda; Chromadorea; Rhabditida; Rhabditidae
Source: the annotation of a GenBank genome assembly